Aplosporella prunicola CBS 121167 is the source of this 1447-nucleotide messenger RNA. RefSeq lists its product as uncharacterized. Lineage: Eukaryota; Fungi; Ascomycota; Dothideomycetes; Botryosphaeriales; Aplosporellaceae. The transcript has a single exon. The record is from RefSeq and is a predicted model, not a curated record. The coding region runs from base 33 to 1406 and encodes 457 amino acids.
GUGGCGGGGCCAAGAAGCACACGCGGCCGCCCAUGUCGAAGCUGUUUACGUCGCUGCAGCUGACGCCGGAGAACUUUCUGCGGCUGCAGGCCGCGGCCAAGCAGUACAUGCUGGACGAGGCGCACGCGGAGCGGCAGAGCUGCGUGGGCAGCCGCGGCAAGGGCGACACGGACAUGGUGAAGCUGCGGCUCUUCAACUGCGUGCGCGACUUCUUGAACGACGGCGUGGGUGAGCGCUUUUUCGGGCCCGACGUCCCGGCCGUGACCGAGGCCGAGACGCUGGAAGAGGGCGCGGCGGGGCGCAAGUGGGUGUGGCCGCGCGACGGGAACAAGAUUAUCAGUCUGGUGACGCCGCUUAUGCGCCGCAUGGUCACGAACGAGCGCCAGCGCCGGUAUGCGAUUGAGGCGAGGAGGGGUGGUGGGAAGCGCCGGGAGGCUGCUGCGGCGGCUGCUGCUGCUGGUGUUGCUUCCACGCCUCAGGGCAGCAGCCUGUCGCAUCUGGCGUCAUCGUCACAGAUGGAUCUGGACGACAACAACCCGUCCGUGGACCCGGCGCUGGACCCGUCGUCACGGACACCGCUAUUGGGACCAGCACCAGAAAUAACAACCGCAACAAUAAUACCACCGCCGUCCGCUUCUGCACACCACACAGUCUCCCCACCCCCACCCUCCCACUACCGCCGCUUCACCCCUCCUCAACAUCCCCCUCCUGACGCGCCCAGCUAUCCCCCCACCCGCAACGUCAUCCAGAUCGUCGUCACGCGCAACAACACCGUGCUACUACCGCGCAUCGACCUAGCGGCGGCAACGCCCAGCGCCGGGCCGCACCACGGGAUGCCGCUAGCGGAGCUGUUAGGCGUCGUGCACGACGAAAUCCGGGGACUGGGGUUAGGUGGCGCGGGGGCGACGGGGGGAGGGGGAUGGGGAGAAAGAUGUAACGAAGGAGCAAGCGAAGACAGCGACGAGAAGACGACAAGCGUAGACGAGAAAGCGCAAGCCGGGAGCGAAAAAGCCAACGAUGAGAAGACAGAGGCAGAGGCAAAGGCAGGGACAGAGGCAGGGCCCACGGAAGCGCGUCCCCGCUCCUCUUCUUCUCUAUCGGCGUCAGCAUCAUCGUCAUCGCACGCCUCUACAUCCGCCCCCAACCCCGCCAACGCUGAGACCGAGGACGCAAAACCUCAACCCCAGCCGCAAUCGCCGCGCGCCGGCAUCUCGGAGCAAAACCCUCCUCAGCCGCACACCUCGUCGCAGCCAUCUGCACCAGCACCCAAGAUCGAGCUCCGCGCCCUCACGCCCACAGGCCUGCGCCCCGUGCGCACCGAGCUCGACUGGAGCGCUGCGAGGCGCGACGUCGGCGGCGCCGCGUACAUGGAGGGCGUGCUGCGGGUUGUUGUUGAGGUGUUGUGAAUUGUGGGGAGGGGGUUUUUGACUGUUUGCUUUUUUGUUUU